Messenger RNA from Cervus elaphus (red deer), 916 nucleotides. It is a transcript of the gene JOSD2, whose product is annotated as Josephin domain containing 2. Gene Ontology annotation, molecular function: cysteine-type deubiquitinase activity. Gene Ontology annotation, biological process: protein deubiquitination. The coding region runs from base 168 to 734 and encodes 188 amino acids. The transcript is spliced from 5 exons. Lineage: Eukaryota; Metazoa; Chordata; Mammalia; Artiodactyla; Cervidae. The record is from RefSeq and is a predicted model, not a curated record.
UCGUAGUCCGGCUCGCGGGGGCCGCCGGGAGCUAUAGUCCGUCCCACCUGCCCAGUCAGCGCUGUGCGGCCCGCCCUGCGCUCUCGGAGCCCGGAGCCGCCGCCCGGGGGGAUGCGGGAGCCCCCGGUUUGGGGGAACAGAGAGGCAGGCGGGGAGCCGAGGACGGCAUGUCCCAGGCCCCAGGAGCUCAGCCAAGCCCGCCCUCCGUGUACCACGAACGGCAACGCCUGGAGCUCUGUGCCGUCCACGCCCUCAACAACGUCCUGCAGCAGCAGCUCUUCAGCCAGGAGGCUGCCGAUGAGAUCUGCAAGAGGUUGGCCCCAGACUCCCGGCUGAACCCCCAUCGCAGCCUCCUGGGUACCGGCAACUAUGACGUCAACGUGAUCAUGGCCGCCCUGCAGGGGCAGGGCCUGGCCGCUGUGUGGUGGGACCGAAGGAGGCCCCUGUCCCAGCUGGCGCUGCCCCGGGUGCUGGGGCUGAUCCUGAACCUGCCCUCGCCCGUCUCGCUGGGGCUGCUGUCCCUGCCCGUGCGCCGGCGGCACUGGGUGGCCUUGCGCCAGGUGGACGGCGUCUACUACAACCUGGACUCCAAGCUGCGGGCGCCCGAGGUGCUGGGCGACGAGGAUGGCGUCAGGGCCUUCCUGGCGGCCGCGCUGGCUCAGGGCCUGUGCGAGGUGCUGCUGGUGGUGACCAAGGAGGUGGAGGAGCAGGGCUCCUGGCUGCGGGCAGACUGACCCCAGGAGGAGGGGAGCACGGCUGCCCUCCCAGAGCGGCCCCCGCGACCGCGUCAGCCUCCCGAGCAAGCGCCGGGGGGCCGGGGCAGGACACCUCGUGGACCCAGUGGAGGCCCCGCCCCCUGCCCUGUAUCCCCGCCCCGCCUGGUGCCGCUGCUGCCUCAAUAAACCUGGUAAUUUGC